AUGGAUAAAGAUGUUUCGUUUCCAACCUCCAGAACAAAACCGAGCUUCCACAAUCGCAAGCGAAAGGAGCAGCUGGGUGUACUUUCUCCUGAAGAAGAGUGCGGUGGCCAGGGGACGCCCAGGGGCCCUCCUGGGGUUACCGUGGUCAACUGCAGCAGCCUUGGUGACUGGUUCGACGUCGCCUCGGGUCAAAACCUCUCGUGGCCUCUCGAUAACGUCACCGCCGGCUGCGACGGGAACGUUUCCGUCUGGGGCAACGCCACCGAGUACUCUAUCUACGACAGCCCUCCGCCCUUCAGCCUUCCUUCCACCAUCUUCAUCGGCGUGUGUCUCACUCUCUGCAUCAUUAUCACCGUCUUCGGGAACAUCCUGGUGCUAAUGGCCUUUAUCUGUGAGCGGGCCAUCAGACAACCGUCGAACUACUUUCUGGCCUCGUUAGCUGUGACUGAUAUUCUGAUAGGGAGUGUCUCCAUGCCCUUCUACACCGUGUACGUCCUGAUUGGCUACUGGGAUCUGGGACCAAUACUGUGCGACCUGUGGCUCUCCGUGGACUACACCGUGUGCCUCGUCUCACAGUUCACGGUGCUUCUCAUCACCAUCGACAGGUUCUGUUCCGUCAAGAUCGCCGCAAGAUACCGCGCCUGGCGCACCAAGAAUCGUGUGAUAGUUAUGAUUCUUGUGACCUGGGUCAUUCCGGCCCUUCUCUUCUUUGUCAGCAUAUUUGGCUGGGAACACUUCAUCGGGUACCGCGAUCUUGGACCCGGGGAGUGUAUGGUCCAGUUCCUGAAGGACCCAAUCUUCAACACGUCUCUCAUCGUCGCUUACUACUGGAUCCCACUGAUCGCGCUCUUCGUCCUCUAUGCCGGCAUUUAUCAGACUGCCUACCAGAUGUCUAAAAAGGCGCGAGAGAAGAGAAAACAGGCUCAGGCAAUGAUGAAUUUAAACGACGACGGGGGUCACGCUGACGAGGGUAAGAGCGAAGGCAAGAUGACCAUGUCCAAGACUCAGAGCACCAUCAUUAGCCAGGAUAAACCCAAGUGUGAGACGCAGAGCGGCGCCGCUCCUGUGCUAGCCGGGAACGACACCACCUGCUCCCAGAAAAUGUCCACGACAGCGACGACUGAGACAACAAGUUUCAUGGAGAAGAAGGUACUGGGGAAGGAUCUCGAGAAGUCCAGCAGCGGCAUUGAGAGCGAAGAUGAGAAAAGAGACAGCAACACAAGCUUGCCCAAGAUCGAGCCCCUGACGCCGUCGCGCAAAAGGGCUCCAACGAGCGAAUGUCAGACCAACUGCCUGGACCAGUGUUUGCUUGACUCUGACAACCCUCACCAGUGUCUGGCGACACCGGUCAUUCACCCCGUGCCGGCCGACUCCGUGGCAGCUAUCUUGGGCACCAGCCAAAUAAAUAAUGGUAUUAUUCACAACGGGCUCGGCAGCCCGAUAGUAUCCCCAUUCGAUGACCUCCCCAUUGUGCCUCCUCCUCCUAACGAGCCCAACCAGCUCCUGGUGCUGCCCCUCGCGGCCUCCACGCCUCUCACCCCCUGCACCGUGUCUGUUGUCGAACCCAUCGCCCCUCCCGCCAUGUUCGCCGACCUCCCAGCUCCCCAAAGACCGACCUCAUUGGAACUCAAACUCAGUGUGUCUCUAUGUCCAAUUUACGACUCUGUGAUGUCAAUGGAUACUAGUGAUAUGAAGUUUAUGGAUGAGAGCUCAGUCGUUGUUCCUUCCCCCGUGGUAGAGACGCCUCCGUCCUCCAGCUGGACCCAACAGGACGCCACUCUCUCUCCUGAUGAUCUCGCACGACGCCUGGACGCGGCGACGGCAGCCGGUUCACCAGCCAACACUGUCACACCCACUCCAAUGCCCUCGAUUAACGGUUAUGGGUCUCUCCGUCUCGACGUUUCCCCACUAAGGACGACGCCAACUAUACAAACCUCUGGAAUCCCAGCCAACGGAGGCCCGCCAAGUGCCUCUCUCACCGUCACGAGCAGAGGCCGCGAAAGCAGCAUCGAACCUGACAGCUGCGCCGAGCCAUCUCACGUGGACGAGAUCGCCAAGCCGAAGAAAGGCGUCUUCAAGAGCUUAGGUAAAAAGAUACGCUUCAAGAAGAAAAAGAAAGAGCCGGAGGAGAAGAAAUCCAAAUCACAGAACCGAGCAAACAAAGCCCUGAAGACCAUUUCAGUGAUCAUGGGAGCCUUCGUGGCUUGCUGGACACCUUACCACAUCAUCGCCAUCAUGGAGUCAUUUUGCCUCUGCACCAACAGUCACGUGUACAUGUUUUUCUACUUCCUGUGCUACGCCAACAGCCCCAUCAACCCGUUCUGCUACGCCCUCGCUAACCAGCAGUUCAAGAAAACAUUCAUGAGACUCCUCAGAGGAGACUUCCACGUUACUUAA
Messenger RNA from Procambarus clarkii (red swamp crayfish), 2397 nucleotides. The record is from RefSeq and is a predicted model, not a curated record. Lineage: Eukaryota; Metazoa; Arthropoda; Malacostraca; Decapoda; Cambaridae.